AGCAGGCGAGGUUUUAUCACGUGACGCUUAUAGCGCCAGUAACAUUCAGAUGUGACGCACCAACCCAAGUCAGGGACAUCAUCUUGCAGCGUAGGACUCGCAGCCAGAUUUGAAUGGCAUCCCUUUCGACGGGCGAAAUGGAACAGGAUAUUAAUGAAAGCAGUAUGGUCAAACCAUCUAAAAGGAAGGAAGUGUCUAGUCCAAUUUAUGUUGGUAGAGAAGAUGAUAUUAAAAAGCGCCAGAGAAAAACAGCCAUUGUCCACGACAGACAAGUUGUUAUUUUCUACCAUGGUGAACACUUUUAUGCUCUGGAUUGCCGCUGUUACCAUGCAGGAGGUCCCUUAGAUCUUGGUGAAAUAGAGGACAUCAAUGGACAACCAUGCAUUAUUUGUCCUUUUCAUAAGUAUAAAAUAACUCUGAAUACAGGUGAAGGAUUGUAUCAAGCAAUAAAUCCCAAAGAACCAUCUGCAGUACCCAAGUGGAAAUCAAAAGGAGUAAAACAAAGGACUCACAGAGUCACCGUGGACAAUGGAAAUGUUUAUGUGACUCUUUCAGAUUUAUUGGAGUAUAAAGAGUCUGACUACUAUGCUUAAAAAUACAAAGCUUAAUGCAUUGUAAGCCGCCCUGAGUCUCCGGAGAAGGGCGGCAUAUAAAUCAAAUUAAAAAAAAAAAAAAGCAGAAAAAAGUGCAGAAAAAUAACAUUUUUAAAUAACAUUUUGCUUCAUAGGAACUUGAAUGAAAAAAAACUGUUGAAUAUAGGUAGGCCUCUUACAACUACAAUUGAGCUCAACAUUUCUGUUGCUAAGUGAGACAUUUGUUAAGUGAGUUUUGCCCCAUUUUACAACCUUUCUUGUCACAGUUGUUAAGUGAAUCACUGCAGUUGUGAGGUUAGUAAAACAACUGUUAAGUGAAUCUGGCUUCUCCAUUGACUUUGCUUGUUAGAAGGUUGCAAAAAGUGAACCAGCUGCCAAACAUCCGAAUGUAAAAAACGUGACCAUGGGGAUGUUGAAAUGCUCAUCAGUGUGAAAAACGGUCAUAAAUCACUUUUUUCAGUGCUGUAACUUCGAAUAGUCACUAAAUGAUCUGUGGCAAGUCAAGGACUACCUGUAUACAUUCUGGUCUUGUUAUCGAAAAGGCAUUCUGUUUCCUUGUGACACAUUCAGUUCACACCCCCACUGGCAGUUAAAAGGAAGAAACAGGUGCGAUCACACACAUUGCUCCUAGAAGCACGAAGCUGAAGACACCAGCCUGAAGAUGACGAAUGAGACUUCGUCGAAACGUUGCCAAGAAACCUCCAAUUUUACGCGGCAGAAAACCCGAAUAACCAAAGACCUACAUACAAAUACCCGCGAAAACCUCAGAAAACAUAUAUAUAUAU
Pantherophis guttatus is the source of this 1378-nucleotide messenger RNA. RefSeq names its product Rieske Fe-S domain containing (gene RFESD). The record is from RefSeq and is a predicted model, not a curated record. Gene Ontology annotation, molecular function: 2 iron, 2 sulfur cluster binding. NCBI's taxonomy places the organism in Eukaryota, Metazoa, Chordata, Lepidosauria, Squamata, Colubridae.